Elgaria multicarinata webbii is the source of this 1898-nucleotide messenger RNA. It is a transcript of the gene BAAT, whose product is annotated as bile acid-CoA:amino acid N-acyltransferase. Gene Ontology annotation, cellular component: peroxisome. The transcript has 4 exons. Gene Ontology annotation, biological process: acyl-CoA metabolic process; fatty acid metabolic process. NCBI's taxonomy places the organism in Eukaryota, Metazoa, Chordata, Lepidosauria, Squamata, Anguidae. Bases 173 to 1429 code for a protein of 418 amino acids. The record is from RefSeq and is a predicted model, not a curated record. Gene Ontology annotation, molecular function: fatty acyl-CoA hydrolase activity.
UCGGCCAAGGGGGCAUUUUCUAUGGGAGCCUCGGUGACAGGACAGGCUCACGAGGGAGCUCAGCUCUAUAAGCAUGAAGGGGAGCCCAGCUGACGCAUCUCGGCUCCAGUGACAAAGCAUCAAGGGUAUAAGAAGUUAAGCAGAAGGCAGGUCUUGUCAAGCGUUGGCUACCAUGGUACAUCUCACCGCCACUCCUAAAAGCGCACUAGAGGAUUCGCCUGUGACGAUUUAUGCCUCCGGCCUGGCUCCCUCCCAGCUGGUGACACUACAUGCAUUGCUGACCGAUGAAAGUGGAGUGAAGUUUGAGGCUGCUGCCUUCUACCAGGCAAACGACGCAGGGAUAGUGGAUGUGGAGCACGCCUCUGCUCUGGGCGGUAACUACACAGGUGUGUGGCCCAUGGGCCUCUUCUGUACCCUGAAGCCGGAGAAGAUGUUCCACAGGCUGAUAAAACGUGAUGUGAUCAACAGCCCCUUCCAUGUCCAGAUCAACCUCUUUGACUCUCCGACUCUGUACAGCUUACCUGGGGUGGCACCGCUGGCCACUUGUACAGUGGAGAGAUGGUAUGCGGUCCCUGGAAUGGAACGUUUCCCGAUCAAGACAGGCCGCAUUCGGGGGACCCUUUUCUUGCCUCCAGGGCCUGGGCCAUUUCCAGGGGUGAUUGACAUGUUCGGUGGGUCUGGAGGUCUCUUUGAGUUCCGAGCUAGCCUACUGGCUAGUAAAGGCUUUGUUGUUCUGGCUCUAGCUCUCUUUGCAUUUGAUGAUCUGCCAAAGAAACUGGCAGAGGUGGACCUGGAGUAUUUUGAGGAAGCAUGCAAACUGCUCUUAAAACACCCUAAGGUAAGAGGCCCAGGACUUGGAGCCAUUGGGUUAUCCAAAGGAUCAGAAAUCACACUGGCCAUGUGCACCUUCUUGGAGCAAAUAGUGGCUGCCAUUUGCAUCAACGGUGCCACGAGAAUUACAGGUGCACCACUCCGCUUUCAUGAUGUCCAUAUCCCUGCUGUACCCUACAUGUCAGAGAGGACUCUUAUCAAUGACAUGGGGGUGAUGUCCACUUUCCAUGUCUUUGGAGAUCCUGAGGAUGAAAGGCAUCAAGCCUCUGCCAUCCCUCUGGAGAAGGCCCAGGGCCAUGUGCUCUUUGUGGUGGGAGAAGAUGACCACAGCAUGAACAGCAAGUUGUUUGCAGAGACAGCCAUAGCCAGAGCAAAGCAGCAUGGGAAAAAUAAUUGCACCUUGCUGUCUUAUCCAAAGGCUGGGCACCUAAUACAAACCCCAGGAUGCACACUUUGUUGCAUCUCUCCAAUUGGGGGUAAACCUUUAGUGUGGGGAGGUGAAGCAAAGGCCCACGCCAAAGCCCAGGAGCACUCCUGGAAGGAGAUCCAGAAAUUCCUUGAACUUCAUCUCGGCCCAGCUGGAAGUAGUAGUUUGUGAUGUCAGAAGUAAGACAGGCUACAUUGCCUCUUGAUCAACUAAAUCAACCCCUAGAUAGGAGACAGCCUGAGUGAGAAUAUCCCUGUCAUGUAGCCUACUGUAUCUAUACAGUGCACAUCAAAAAUACAACUUUGCAUUAAAGAUGAGACAUUGUUGCAGGUCUCUAGAAAUUGCAUUCAAUCUUCUGUCUCGUAUUUCUAUAAAGUUGCUUGGUGUCUCUCUUAUACAAUUACCUAUGUGUAAAAUGAGGACAAUAAUUUUAUCUUUCACCUUCUCUAUCGUAUUUUCUUAUAUUCUGAACUGUCCAGUCUGAGCGGAAUCUCAACCCCUGCUAGGCCAACUCAUGCAGUAUAAUAUGAAAACUAAAACUCACCACCACUACAAAACACAAAGAUGACUGACCAUAACGAAGAGGAUUAAAAUAAGGAGCAUAUCUGUGAUCUUGCUGUUAAUAUCUUCUACUUUCCUU